Molecule: messenger RNA, 465 nt
Organism: Paecilomyces variotii
Lineage: Eukaryota; Fungi; Ascomycota; Eurotiomycetes; Eurotiales; Thermoascaceae
Exons: 4
Coding region: 1-465 (154 amino acids)
Source: RefSeq, a predicted model, not a curated record
AUGAAGCUAGUAAAGAACAGGGAGAGUGAACUCACAGCCCGGAAAAGCCCAUGGCGUCGUCAGCCUGAACAAGAGAUUGCCAAUGAUCUGUUCGUUUUCUGCGGAUUUAAAGUUCCCGUAUUCCACAUUGGACUACUGGAUUCUCGUCGAUAUUCCACUGAGUUAAUGUUUGAAACUAGUUCGGACGAGCGGGGUGAUUGGGAAACCUGGAUGGGGUACAGUUCCGGUCCAAGAAGAGCAGCAAUAGCAGCAGGUCUAUGGUCAGCUGCACAGCGAGAUAUUAUCAGGCCACUUAGCAAAUACAAGACAAUGUUCAGCUCAAGCCUACUUCUGCCACAAUUUACUGUAAACGGAACGAGGGUCAUUAUCCUUAUCCACUUUGGCUUCCUCCUCGUUGUCUUGUAUAGGAGUAGCCACCUUGGCUUCCUCCUCGUCGUAGGUGUCUCACACAGGACCUCCCCUUAA